Molecule: messenger RNA, 327 nt
Organism: Trypanosoma theileri
Lineage: Eukaryota; Euglenozoa; Kinetoplastea; Trypanosomatida; Trypanosomatidae
Exons: 1
Coding region: 1-327 (108 amino acids)
Source: RefSeq, a predicted model, not a curated record
AUGGGUUCAAGAGAACCGAUGCGCUCUGGAAGAUCAAAUUCCCCCAUGAGCCACCUCCGGCGGACAUCCCGCCAGAACCUCCGCCACCUUCACAACCCCCACCUCCGGACACAACGUUACCCCGCCCCAAUUCGACUAAAGCAAAAACGUCAUCCGUUUGCCUGCAGUAUAUGUAAACGAACAUUUCCGCUCCAAAAUGGAUUAACGCGCCGCCUUAGAUACAUGCACAACGUCAAAUGCCCUGCCCCAGAGAGAAAACGCCCGCGAGGCGACGAACCGAUACCACCAGAAGGAUCAGCAUCCCCUGUGACAAAUGUGAUAUGGUAG